This is a messenger RNA of Fundulus heteroclitus (mummichog), 8506 nucleotides long. It is a transcript of the gene kat6a, whose product is annotated as K(lysine) acetyltransferase 6A. The record is from RefSeq and is a predicted model, not a curated record. Gene Ontology annotation, cellular component: MOZ/MORF histone acetyltransferase complex; nucleosome. Gene Ontology annotation, molecular function: histone acetyltransferase activity; DNA binding. Bases 932 to 7645 code for a protein of 2237 amino acids. The transcript is spliced from 17 exons. Gene Ontology annotation, biological process: nucleosome assembly; regulation of DNA-templated transcription. Lineage: Eukaryota; Metazoa; Chordata; Actinopteri; Cyprinodontiformes; Fundulidae.
AUGCUGCAGAGUCCGCCGCUCGGAUGCCUUCAGCGUUGCACUUGCCCGCUAGCAGAGAUGGCCGUCUGCAAGUUGCAUUGUGCCUCCUGCAUUAAGGCCGCAGUCUCACGCUAGUACCAGGACCUUCCGAGUGGGGAUUGCUCGCCUUAUGUGUGUUGCAGGAAACCGCGACCAACGAGGGAAUGUGUUUUCAUCAGCUGUUGAGGCACAGUGGGCAAGAAGGUGACCAGACGUGACCUCUCCCUGUGGUCGUAUGUCUCUUCCGCUCCACAGACGACAAUCACACAUCACUGAAAGACGAGGAUCGUGAGAAGAACAAGUGGAAACAAAGGGGGGGAAGACGUGGAUUUGGAGAUAUUUCCUUCACCCUCUACGUUGCAACACUAAUUUUAUUUUCUGGAGACCUCGGUCAUAUCUGUCAAUUCACCCUAAGAACUGUUGACGUCAUCGCUGGCAGAACACUGACUGCACAUGUUUGUGUGUUUUUAACACUUUGAAAGAAGAAGAAAACCUCCGUUUCUGUGAAAGACUCGCCUAGCUAUCCAUCGCUCAUCUACCCUUGGGCACUGUGGGAGUUUAACUCGUAAAAAGAGCUGUUGCUUCUUCCGCUUCCCCCUGCUUCCGGCCAGGAACGUCUACCUGGCUAGGAGUAGGCGGCGGGUGGACCAGAUUUUACCAGGUAGCUGGCUCGGGGAGAUUGUGCUAUGAUCAACUGCUCUUUUCCGUGUUGCUCAUACUCAGCUUCUGAGGGACUCUCUGUGCGGCCCCAAGACAAGGGAUAGUAAGCUGGUCGAGGACGACGAGGAGGAGGCGGCGCUACGGCGCAGGCCAGGUGUUCACUUGGAGCACGGUUACCUUUUUUUGUGUGUGUGUUCGUUUGUGGUGCCUGCAGUAAGGCCUGCGGGCCACUGCGUCUGCCCAGGCCGCAGCUAUGGUGAAGCUGGCAAACCCGGUUUACACCCAAUGGAUCCUAGAGGCCAUCAAGAAGGUCAAAAAGCAGAAGCAGCGGCCAUCAGAGGAGCGCAUUUGCAAUGCGGUCUCUAUGUCCCACGGUUUGGACCGCAAGACGGUUCUGGAGCAGUUGGAGCUCAGUGUCAAGGACGGCACCAUCCUCAAGGUCACCAACAAGGGACUUAACUCCUACAAAGACCCAGAUAACCCUGGACGCUUGGCUCUGCCGAAGCCCAAAUGCAGCAGCGGCGGCGGUGGAGGAGGGUCAGCUGCAUCGAUGGGCGGCAGCAGCAACAGCAGCGGCGGUGCGACUCACUCGCAUUCUGGGAGGAAGCCCGGACUCGAUUGGAACAAGCUGAUCAAGCGGGCGCUGGAGGGCCUCCACGAGCCCGGCGGCUCCGGCUUAAAGAACAUCGAGCGCUUCCUCAAGUGCCAGGCGGACGUGGCGGCCUACCUGUCGAGCAGCGGCUCCGCCGGAGCCGGCCUCUUCCACCAGCAGCUGAGGGUCGCCCUGAAGAGAGCCGUGGCCCACGGCCGCGUGGUCAAGCAGGGCCAGAUGUUCCAGCUGGUCAGCCGCAGCGGCCCCCAGGACGACGGCACCGGCACGGUGUCCCUGGAGUCGCUGCCGCCGGUGCGCCUGCUGCCUCACGAGAAGGAUAAGCCCGUCGCCGAGCCCAUCCCCAUCUGCAGCUUCUGUCUGGGGACCAAGGAGCAGAACCGCGACAAGAAGCCAGAGGAGCUCAUCUCCUGCGCAGACUGCGGCAACAGCGGCCACCCGUCCUGUCUCAAGUUUUCCCCGGAGCUCACGGCACGAGUCAAAGCUCUGUGGUGGCAGUGCAUCGAGUGCAAGACGUGCAGCAGCUGUCAGGAUCAAGGGAAGAAUGCGGAUAACAUGUUGUUCUGUGAUUCUUGUGACCGGGGCUUCCACAUGGAGUGCUGUGAUCCUCCACUCACACGGAUGCCAAAAGGCAUGUGGAUUUGUCAGAUCUGCCAACCCAGGAAUAAGGGAAAGUCUCUUUUACACGAAAAGGCAGCACAGAUCAAACGGCGAUACAGCACACCGCUGGGGCGGCCCAAGAACAGACCAGGGCGGCCCUUCAAGAAGCUGGGAGGCCGAGGCCGGAGGAAGCGCUCCACCUCGGCCAACUCGUCCUCCAGCUCGUCCUGUGACGGUUACCCCGGAGACGACCGGCUGCUGUUCUCGAUGCGCGGCGAUGACGAGCAGUCCAACAGCAGCCUGCACUUCAACAGCAAGACCAAGGGGCUCAUCGACGCCCUCACCAAGUUCUUCACGCCGUCGCCGGCGGGCCGCAAGGCCCGGCAGGAGGUGGUGGACUACUCGCAGCAGUGCCGCAUUCGCAAGAAAGCCGGUCGGAAAGGAGAAGGCGACGACGGAGGAGACAAUCAGGACGGCAGCGACUGGCGGGAGGAGGAGGACAAGCUGCCUGGGCACGAGAACCUGACGGAGAAAGACAUCGAGCUGUUCAAACAUAUCCAGGAGCUGGCGCUUCAGAAAGUGGGAGUGACGGGUCCACCGGAUCCACAGAUGCGCUGUCCAUCCGUCAUCGAAUUUGGCAAGUUUGAGAUCCAGACUUGGUAUUCGUCUCCGUACCCGCAGGAGUACAGCAGACUCCCCAAACUAUACCUGUGUGAGUUCUGCCUGCGCUACAUGAAGAGCCGCAGCAUCCUCUACCAGCACAUGAAGAAGUGCAGCUGGUUCCACCCUCCGGCCAAUGAGAUCUACAGGAAGGACGAGGUUUCUGUGUUUGAGGUGGAUGGAAACGUGAGCACAAUCUACUGUCAGAACCUGUGUCUGUUGGCCAAGCUGUUCCUGGACCACAAGACCCUUUACUAUGACGUAGAGCCCUUCCUCUUCUACGUCCUCACGCAGAACGACGGCAAAGGUUGCCAUCUGGUCGGCUACUUCUCCAAGGAGAAGCAUUGUCAACAGAAAUACAACGUAUCAUGCAUCAUGAUUCUUCCACAAUACCAGCGAAAGGGCUACGGACGCUUCCUCAUUGACUUCAGCUACCUACUGUCAAAGAGGGAAGGACAACCAGGCUCCCCAGAAAAGCCUCUAUCGGACCUCGGCCGGCUGUCUUAUAUGGCGUACUGGCGUAGCGUGGUACUGGAGUGUCUCCACGAGGUCCGCGACCGACAGAUCACCAUACGACAGCUCAGCAAAAAGACGGGGAUCUGCCCCCAGGACAUCACCACCACCCUGCACAGCCUCAACAUGCUGGAGCAGCGAGGAGACAGGCUUGUGUUGGUGCGGCGGGAGAAGGUGGUGUCUAACCACAUGGCUCGUCUCAAAGCUCGGCCACGGCAGCUGGAAGUUGACCCCGAGUGUCUCCGCUGGACCCCAGUCAUCGUUACGAACACGGUCGUCUCUGAAACGGACGGAGAGGAGGAGGAAGACGAGGAGGAGGAGGAACCAGACGACGACAUUCAUAAGAUCAAGCCAAGCCACAAGGUUCACACAGCGUCGUGGCACCUGCAGCAGAACGCAGAGGACGAAGAGGCCAAGGGCUUCCUGGGGUUUCCCAUCAGCCACAGCUCUCCCACGUCCUCUUCUGUCCACGGUCCGCCAUCUAUCCCAGACCUAGCGCAUCCUCCCCUGCCAGCGAACGGUGAGCGUCGGCCGCGGGGGCGUCCGCCCAAAAACUGCCCCUGGGGCAAGAUGAAGAACAGCGCACGCGUCGGACGGCCCCCAAAGAUCUGCCCCGUGGAAGACGAGGAUGAGGAGACGCUAGAAGGGAGGACAGCAGCCUCUUCCACCAGCCCGCCGUCCCUUUUCUCAAUGGAUAGACAAGGAGACUCCUUGGCUUUUCUUUCACAGGACUUGGCCAGGCACCCAUCAAUAACCUCCACAACACGAAGAGGGCGACCGCCCAGAAAGAAGAGGGGCCCCAAGCCUAGACUUCCUGACGGGCCUGGAGAGGGGCUGACGCAGUGUGUCCUGUCGAGGUUAAACGACGCGCCGUCCGUCGACAAAAGCUGUUUCAGUGAAAGUAGCGACGACGACGACGAUGAGGAGGACGACGAAGAUGACGAGAGGGCUUGCUCCCCACCCAUCCUCACCAAACCAGUAAUAGGGCUCAAAUGCAAGAAGCCCCUAAAGAGGCCUCGUUUUCGCCGGAGCAGUCACCCCCAAAGCAGCGUGGUGACGGAGACCAUCUCUGAGACCACAGAGGUCUUGGAUGAGCCCUUUGUUGACUCUGACUCUGAGAGGCCUAUGCCCAGACUUGUGGAGGAAACUUCCCUGGGCCACCCACUACGCCGCUACCCGCCAGCAAGAUCAGCUCUGAGAUUGUCUGAGCCGCUGUCCAAGAGACCGCGCCACUCCAACCUCUCUGAUUCAGAGGAAGAUGAACUAACUCCGGUGCUGAAGCCUGUUUCUGCUCUGGCGCCAAGGCCAUCAGACAUCCCGAUGGUCAACUCCGAUGUCCCCGUCAAGAAGAAGAAGGGCUGGCCGAAAGGAAAGAGCCGCAAACCGCAGAACUGGACAAAACACGGACCAGGAAAGCCCCCUGGCAGUGGGCCCAACCAAGGAGACAGCCAGGUCCAAAGUGGGGAUUCGCGUGCCCCCAAGAUCAAAAUGAAGCCUGGCCGCAAACCCCGGAGCUGGUACCUUCAACGGGAGGAGGCCGAGAAGCAGGAGAAGGAAAGACAACAGCGGCAGAACAAGGAUUCUCAGCUGCUGCAGGCGGAGGACCGCACCUCCACGGGUCUGCGAGUCGGCGAAGCUGCCAAACCAAAAGACUCUGACGAAGACGAUGACUACUUCCCUAAACCCGCUGAACAGAAAGUGCCCAAAAGGCGAGGAAGGCCGCCCAAGAACCGCUCCCCCCACCAGCCGCCCCAGCCCGCCCCCAAACCCCCUCCCACCUCCGAGCCAGACGAAGAGGAUGAAGACGACGACGAAGAGGACGCCGAAACCGCGUGGGUGGAGGACAAGCCCAGCCGUCCGCCGUCCCGUCCCCUGCUCUCCCCCUCCUCUUCCUCCUCGGCGUCGGGGCCGCGCGCCUCUCAUUCCCAACCCCGCGAUGCAGAGAUGGGAGACGGGGAGGACGAGAACGACAACGAAGACAGGGAGGAGGAGGAAAGUGGCAGCAUGGGCAGCGGAGGCAGCAGUGUCACCCGGCGAGCCGCCGUCACACCAGGUUCCGGUAGCCGGCGGAGCGAAGAGCACGACGCGGACGACGAAGGGGACGGGCAUUUAGAAGACAAGAGCAACAGCUCCAAGGCUCGAAAAAGACAAGACUCGGACGAUGAAGAGGAGGAGGACGAGGAGGAGGAGGAUGAGCCCACCUCGCAAGCGAACUCCCCUCCGGUCAAAGAAGAGCCCCAAGCAGGCGAGGCUUUUUUAGACACGGACAACAGCGUGAUGCCAAACUACGUCAGCAAGCAGGAGGAGGAGGAGGAGGAGGAAGAAGAGGAGGAGGAGGAGGCGGCUGAGAAGGAGGCGCCGGAGGCCAAGUCUCCGCCUCCGUCCGCCGACCCGCUGCAGGAGGAGAGGCGGCGCCGGGAGCAGGAGGAGUCGGCGGCAGCGGCUGCAGCGGUGGAGACGGUCACGGCCAUGUCGGUUCCUGCCGAGGCCAUGCCGCUGGAGUCGCUGCACCCGGACGACAAAGACGUCACGCUGUUGAUGGAGCCCCAGCACGCACACCCGCACCCCCACCAGCACCCCGAAUACAAAGAGGAGCUGGGCCAGCACCACCCGCAUCACCAACACCCGCACUCCAACGAGCUGGACCUGGAGACGAUGCAGGCCGUCCAGUCGCUGACGCAGGGGGAAGCCCAGGAGGAGGAGGCCGAGCCGCAGCCGCACCACGGGGCCUACCAAGACUGUGAGGAGACCUUAGCCGCCUGCCGCACCCUGCAGAGUUACAGCCACGCCGGGGAGAACGAGGAGGAGGGCAUGCCUUUAGUGGAGGAGUGUGGGGCCUCGCAACACAGCAGCCCCCUCCCCAACCCGCCAGUGCCUCCUCUGCCCAACCAGUCCGUUCGCUCAGCCAACAGCCCGGCGUUGUCCUCGGCCAUCGUGGAGGCGCCGGCAGCCGGACAGAGGGGGGGGACGCCCGGCCCCGCCGCCUCCACGGGCAGCGGUGGGACCGCGGGGAGCGGGUACACCCAAAUAACGCCGGAGCACCCCAGUUCGCUGUCUGCGCCGUCCCAGCAGAACAUGGAGACGUCCCCCAUGAUGGAUGUGCCGUCGGUGUCGGACCACUCGCAGCAGGUCGUGGACAGCGGCUUCAGCGACCUGGGCAGCAUCGAAAGCACAACGGAGAACUACGACAACCCCAGCAGCUACGACUCCACCAUGGGCGGCGGGGGCAACGGGACAGGAAACGGGGGCAAUGGCGGGGCGAUGUCAGGCGCCAUUGUGGCAGGACCCUCUGCAGCUUCGUCGUCAUCAUCUUCCUCUUCCACCUCGGCCACGCCUUCCUCCUCAUCCUCUCAGUCCAACAGUUGCUCCUUCGUCCAAGCUCCCAGCCUCACAUCCUCCGCAGCAAACGGGGGGUCCCAGUUGGGGAUGGGCAGCUGUAGCCUUAUUCAGCAAACUGGACCGGGACCCAACAGUGGACCGGGAGCCGGUAACGUGGGCGGUGCCGGACCCCAGCCCCCACCUCCCCCACCGCCUUCCAACACCCCCAGCUGCGGCAUCAAGUCCCCUCAGAGCUGCGGCGUGAUCGAGCGGCCUCCCAGCACCAACCAGCAGCAGCCUCAGUCCCAAAAAAAGGUUCCUCAGCAGCAGCAGACCUCCAACCCCCAGCCUUCAGCCCCGCCGCCUCCGCAGCAGCAGGCUUUGUCCCAGUGCAGCAUGGGAAACGGCUUUGCCUCCACGCCCAUGAUCAUGGAGAUCCCAGAGAGCGGAGGAGGAGGAGGCGGCCGGGCCCUCUACGAGCGCAUGGGCCAGGACUUUGGCACAGGGAGCUACCCGCAGUCCACGGCCACGUUCAGCCUGGCGAAGCUGCAGCAGCUCACCAACACCAUCAUGGACCCCCACGCCAUGCCCUACUCGCACUCUGCCUCCGUCACGUCGUAUGCCACCAGCGUUUCUCUCUCCAACCCGGGGCUGGCCCCCUCGCCGCACACUCUUCCUCAGGGCCAGCCCGCCAUGACCUCACCUGCGAACCUUAGUUCGGGCUCCAUGAAUCUGGGCUCGCUGCAGCUCCAGUGCAACAUGCCAGCCGCCAACAUCAGCCUGGGGCCUCCGCAGUCACACCGGCUGCAGGGCCAGAUGGCGACGGUCAAAGGCCACAUCUCCAUCCGCUCCAAAGCCACCCAGCAGCUGGCGCCGGCCCCGCACCAGCAGCAGCUCUACGGCCGCAGCUCGGGGGCCGUGGCCAUGCAGGGCACCCCGCGGACAUUGGCGGUGCAACGCGGCAUGAUGCCCAACCUCAUGCCCACGCCGGCAGCUUACAACUCCAUGAACAUGACUCCUCUGAACGCCAUGUCGGCCGGUUACAGAAUGCCUCAGAGCAUGAUGAACAGCGGCUAUCACAGCAACCCCCCCUACAUGAACCAGCCCGCUCAGUACCCCAUGCAGAUGCAGAUGGGCAUGAUGGGAGGACAGGGCUACUCCCAGCAGCCUAUGCAGCCCAACCACCAUAGCAACAUGAUGUACACGGGCCCUUCCCAUCACAGCUACGCCGGCGUCCCAAAACAGUCUCCAUACAUGAGCAGAUGAGCAGCCGAGAGCGGGUAACGGAGCGCUGGGACCAGAGUUGAUGCUCGCUGUAUUUUUAAACGUCCAUCCCUCCCUUUGCCCGGCCCGGUGCCUCCACAGGCAGCAGGGAGGCUAGGCCAUCGGAGGCGGGGGUGUGUUUGGGUUUCCUGUUCCUCUGUGUAGUCAUUUCUGUCCAGUUUUGAUUCGGGCUCGGUUCUCCCUCCAGCUGGCUGUGUUUGGGAUUCUGGGUCGGACGUGCACGCGGGGCCCCGGACUCCGGAGCGCCGCGCCGGGCGGGGCCGUGCGGAGAGGCCGGCGCGGGUACGGUAGUACCCCCCCCUUGUUUCCUGAUGCCCUGCAGGAGAUGACGAGAGGUGGAGAGUGAGCGAACAAAUGACCCAGAGAGACAAGACAGGAAUCCCUCGCUCCAACAGACUGCGAAUGAAACAAAAUGGUUAACUGAAUAUAUCCAACCAUGCACACAAUCUUUUAAUUGAUAUAGGAAGCCUUAUCUUAAAAAGAGACCAUGACAGCUUGUAGGUGGACCGCUUUGUUAAACAUAAUGUUAAAUAUUAUUUUUCUUGUCACUUUUUUUUUUUUUUGUUUUUUUUUAAUUUGUUCUUUGGAAUACUCGUGUGCAGUCCGACCUCUUAUGAUGCUUUUGUCUUUAUACGUGUGGCAUUCUGAAACGGUGACGCACCUCCUCCGCCUCUCUGAAAAAGUCCAGCAUCUCCGAGGAAAGCUCGGUCAGACGGCGGUUCCUGCAAAGCCUCGGAGCGGAGCGGAGGAGGGGGGGGGCCUCAGGCGUCUGACGUGAGUUUGAGCUGUUUCUGGAGUCUCCGUCUUCCCAGAUGGGCAGUGUUGUACCAAAAAAAAAAAAAA